This is a messenger RNA of Myxocyprinus asiaticus (Chinese sucker), 3517 nucleotides long. RefSeq names its product ER lumen protein-retaining receptor 2. The record is from RefSeq and is a predicted model, not a curated record. NCBI's taxonomy places the organism in Eukaryota, Metazoa, Chordata, Actinopteri, Cypriniformes, Catostomidae. The transcript is spliced from 5 exons. Gene Ontology annotation, biological process: endoplasmic reticulum to Golgi vesicle-mediated transport; protein retention in ER lumen. Bases 123 to 761 code for a protein of 212 amino acids. Gene Ontology annotation, molecular function: ER lumen protein retrieval receptor activity. Gene Ontology annotation, cellular component: cis-Golgi network; membrane; endoplasmic reticulum.
CAUAUUUCGUGGAGGAAUGCGCUGCAGGAGAGCGGCAUUGAGCCGGUUUACAGUCAUUUGAAACACCCUGUGCUCUGUUUAACCGCACAAAAAAACAAAACAGCCAUAGACUGACAAACAUCAUGAAUGUCUUUAGACUGACCGGAGAUCUGUCUCAUUUAGCUGCCAUCAUCAUCCUGCUGCUCAAGAUAUGGAAGAGCAGGUCCUGCGCAGGGAUCUCUGGGAAGAGCCAAAUACUCUUCGCCUUGGUUUUCACCACAAGAUACCUGGAUCUCCUAACGUCCUUCAUCUCUCUUUAUAACACAUCCAUGAAGAUUAUCUACGUUGGAUGUGCCUAUGCCACCGUAUACCUGAUCUAUGUCAAAUUCAGAGCAACCUAUGAUGGAAACCAUGACACUUUUAGAGUGGAGUUCCUAGUGGUUCCAGUGGGAGGCCUUUCCUUUCUGGUCAACCACGACUUCUCUCCAUUGGAGAUCAUGUGGACCUUUUCCAUCUAUCUUGAGUCAGUGGCCAUCCUGCCUCAACUCUUUAUGAUUAGUAAGACCGGCGAGGCUGAGACCAUCACCACCCACUAUCUGUUCUGUCUGGGGGUCUACCGUGCCCUUUACCUCUUCAACUGGAUCUGGAGGUUCUACUUUGAGGGUUUCUUUGACAUGAUCGCUAUCGUGGCUGGGGUUGUCCAGACUAUUCUAUAUUGUGACUUCUUCUACCUUUACGUCACAAAAGUUUUGAAAGGAAAGAAGCUGAGUCUACCAGCUUAAGUGCCAAAGAACUGUGUCUCUAUCAGACUUAUAGAGGGGCACAGGCCAAUGAUGCCACUGCAAGAUGCCCAAGACAGAACGCAUAACGCCAGCUCAAUCACUGAUUUCCUCUCCACCUGGACAGCAUCAACCAUCCCCUUACAGAAACGAGGACGUUUUUGCAAACUGUUCUUCUGUCUUUAGCAUCUUGCGAUUUAGUUUUUUUUUUUUUUUAUUGUUAUAAAAAAAGAAAAAGAAGAAAAAACUUUUCUAUAUGCAAGGUGUAUUGAAAAGAUUGAAUGGUGCAUUGUACACAUUAACUCCAGUUAUUAAUUAAAUCAUUGUAAAUUUGUCCAAGAUUAGAAAUGAGAAUGUUGAAUAAGUUUAUGGUUUCUUCAUAAUUUAAGAGGAAAAAAUGAAAUUUGUAUGUUCAAAAAUUCAAAUGAUUACAUCCCACCCCCUUUUUCCCAUGUACAUGUGGCCAUAUAGCUCUUUUCCUUCAAUAAGUGAUUUAGCCACCAGUAAGUUUUCAAAAAGAAAACCCUCUAUCAGAAAUUUAGUUUUUCAUUUGUUCACAAAAAUGCCUUAUGUUUAUUUCAGAUUAUGUACAUAACCAUUUGUGUUGAUGCCCCCAUGGAAACAAGUACAGUGCUGUGGAAAAGUAUUUGCCCCAUCCUGAUUUCUUCUGUUUUUGUGUAUUUCUCAUACUAAAUUGUUAAACAAAUUCUAACAUAAAACAAAGGCAGUCUGAGUGAACACAAAAUCCAGUUUUUAAAGGAUAAUUUAAGUUAUUGAAGAAAAAAAAGUUAUCCUAUACCAACUGGGCCUGUGUGAAAAAGUAUUUGCCCCUUAGUCACUAAAUACCCAAAUCUAUGAAACUGCAUUUAUAAUGGGGUUCAGCUGGACUAGACACACCCAUGCCUGAUUACUCCCAGCCCUGUUCAAUCAAAUCAACACCUAAAUAGAACUUUUCAGGCAGUAUGAAGUUGGCUAAAAGGUCUCACCCAGUAGCGCACUAUGUCAAGGUUGAAAGUAAUUCCAGAAAUGAUGAGGAAAAAGAUGUUUGAAAUACAUCAGUCUGGGAAGGGUUACAAAGCUAUAUCAAUGAUUCUGGAAUGCCAAAGAACCAAUUGGAGAAAACUUGGCACAGUAGUUAACCUUCCCAGAAGUGGCCGACCUUCCAAAAUUCUUCCAAGAGCACAGUGAAGACUCAUCCAGGAAGUCACAAAAGCCAAAGACAACAUCCAAGGAACUGCAGGCCUCUCGCAUAAUUAAAGGUUACUGUUCAUGACUCCACUAUCAGAAAGAGACUGGCCAAAAAUGGCUGCUAGCCCGGAAGAACAUUAAGGCUUGUCUGGAUUUUGCCAAUACACACCUUGAUGAUCCUCAAACCUUUUGGGAGAAUGUUCUGUGGACUGAUGAGUUGAAAGUGGACCUGUUUGGAAGACAGGGGUCCUGUUACAUCUGGUGUAUAUCAAACACAGAAAUCCACAAAAAGAACAUCAUACCUAAGGUCAAGCUAGUGGUAGUGUGAUGGUGUGGGGAUGCUUUGCUACUUCAGGGCCAGCGUGACUUUGAGAGAAGCAUGAAUUCUGCUCUCUACCAGAAAACAACCAGCUAUUAAGUUUAAGGGGGAAGUUUUUCACAUGGGUGAUAGUUGUUGGAUAACUUUUUUUGCUUCAAUAAAAAAAAAAAAAAAUAUAUAUAUAUAUAUAUAUAUAUGUAUGUAUAUUUGAAAACUGCAUUUUGUUUUUACUCAGGUUGCCUUUUGUUUUAUAUCUCAUUUUAAGAUCUAAAAUAAUUUAGUGUAAAAAAUAUAAGAAAUCAGGAUGGGGCAAAUACUUUUCCACAGCACUGUAAACUGUAAAUAAGAGACUGUUUCAUAUUCCAUUAUCCUUCACACUUUUUUUUUUUUUUUUAGGUUGACAAUUAUCAAUGAUAUGAUGUGAUAUUACAGUAAGAUUGUUUAAAUAUUCAGUUAUUACCUGCAAACAGAUCAACUUGUUGAGUUGCAGUAAGUUAUGGUAAGGCCAUUAAAUUUUGUGGUGUGGAUACUGUCAAAGCACAUUAUGAAUGACAUGAUUUUUGUAACGUAGUAUUUUGUUUUUCCCGUUAGGUUCAACAUCCCAGGUAUUUUCCCCACUCGAGUCAUUCCAGUAGGGUUUACAGUUAUUUUUCUAGUUUUUACGUUACAGUCGCCAAUAAAUAUUUUAAGGGACAAGAUUUUGUAUGUUUAUUUUUUUACUGAAAGAUUUUACCUUAAAGAUAAAGCAUUUCCUAAAACUGUUUAUUUUUAAUUUUUUGUUUAUUAAACUGUACAUAAUUGUGUUUUUCAUUAAUUACAGAAAAAAAUUAACAUGCGUUUUUAUUAAUAUUUGUAUUAAUGUACACAUUUAUAUACACUGACUACAAUUUGUGCACAAACCAAAAAAUAUACGGUAUUGUUUUGGAGUAAAGAAUUUGAUUCUGGGGUCCAGCAGGCCACUAAGGGGUCUGUUAAAAAUUUCUAUAAAAUGUAGUUUUUAUAAUAAUUGAAUAUAAGAGUAAGCAUUUACAUAAUUUGACAUUAUUACUGUUACAUUCUUUUUUCCAAUGACUACCAAUAGAUUUCAAUUGAAUUAAAAAUGUUUUUCUUUGGGUUUAAACAUCUAAAGGUACUUAAAUACUAGGUAGAAAAAACGAAUGUGGUCAAAUAAUUUCCAGAAAAUUUAACAAUCAUUUAUUUUAGCUUUAGCACAAUGAUCAUUUAAAAGCCAAUAAUUAAAAUUUUCCAUCAA